CCGCAAAAAUUUUUUUUAUUUACCAAGGCACACAAAAGGCAAAAAUCCAAAAUGUCAUUCGAUCUUAACCAUAAAUUUUGGGUCUCCACGCGCAAGGAAAUUGGACAGCUUAUCAAAAAGCAGAACCGCCUGAAAAAGAUUCAGCCUCCAGAGGACAAAGCAGUAUCGUUUAAAAUAUUCGCAGAGCUCUAUGUGUUGUAUGUGGAGCUGGUCGAUAAGUUGAGUUUUAUAUACCACAACACUUUCCAAGUGCAAAAGCGGGCAUUGGUCCGCGUUUUGGUGGAGAAUGCCACUCAACAGCUAAUGCAACUCAAGGAAGAGUUAAAAGAUUUGGAAAUGAGCGAGUACAUAUAUAUAGAUAGGGCGUUGAUCGCCAGGAAGCUAACCCCGCGGGACUUGGUCAUAUGGAGAUCACCCCAAUUUCUGUACCGUCGCCCAUUGGACAUUCAAAAUAUUAUAGCCGACAACCGAUUGUACAUGAACGAUGUAGAAAAGGAGGAGAAAGCAGCACAGGACUGGGAACCGAUCAGUGAGGCCGUGAAGCUUAUUCAAGCUCACGAAAGGGCACGCCGCGCUCGGGUUUACAAGUCCAACAUUAAGUACGACAAGAAAAAGUUCCUCAAGGUCCAUCAAAGAAAGAAAAUCAAUUACAAAUUCACCUUUAAACCUGAUCAGGCAAUGAGUAUACCCGUGAAGAGGACUAUUUUUUCAGCUGACUUCUUGAAAGCGGAUGAGUCCUGCGAAAACCUUCUUAAAAAGGAUGAUGCAGCGGAUAUCGCACUAGAUGAUGAAGAAGACUUAGAUGCAAUACGAAACUGUGCUGCUUGUAAAAUCCAAAGCUGGUGGCGUGGUUACAGGACGCGGAAAAUAGUUAAAAUACGGAAGAGGUUUAAGAAGGAACUGUAUGGUAUGAAGAAAAUUAGGAAACUGAAGCGACCAAAUUUUAAGGAAAAUUCUAUUAUGGAAAUGUACAAAAACGAGAUGCUAAAAAAGAAGCUGGAUGAAGACUUCAUUAACUUGAUCAACGAUGAGCGCACCAGACUUCUGCAAGUCCGAAGUCCAUGGAUGAUGGAAGAUAUAUCCGAUCAUAUCCGAGCUUGGUUCAAGGAAUUUUACGAUGCGACUGGAAAUUUUCAUCCUUAUCCCGAUCCUGUAAAGCAGGGAACGGUAUUAGUUGUCAUUGACGAAACCAUGACCCCAAUGGAAUUUCAGGAAAGUCUUGGUAAGAAACCGCUUUCAAAAGCCGAGAAAAAGAAGCUUCGCGAUAAGGAGAAGAAGGAAAAAAGGAAAAAGAAGGAAAAACUUAAACAGUUGAAAAUAAAGGAAGCUAAACGUCGAAAAAAAUUAAGAGACGCGGGAAUCAUCGAUAUUGGCUACGAGCUAACAGCAAGCAAGCAAAUUGAAAACAUUGAACAAACAAUGCAGAAAUAUGCCAAGGACUGGAGAAAUGUUGAUGAAUAUCUUAAUAAGAAUCAUGAUCCCAUCAGGGAUUGGGUUACAGACGACGAACUGGCAAAGAUACAUCAGGAAGUGAGGGGCUUGGUCGACGAGUACAUGAGAGUGGAAUAUGAGUUGCUGCGGGAGGCCCUGGCGAAGGAUAGCAAUGAAAAGUAUAAGGCCCUCAAGGUAAAGUAUCCAAAAAAGAAGAAGAAUAAGAGGAAGAAGAAGGCCAAGGACAUGACAGGCGAUAGGACACUGGAAUCCUUGUACCGAGAGCUUAAAGAUGCCGGCAUAAUAGAGGAUAUUGCUCAUAGGGACUUCGAUGAGUUUAUAGCGGACUUUAAUUUUGUGGCAGACGACACUAGAGAUGAAGAUGGACUAACUACAUUGGGUCCAGCGAAGGGUGAUAUUAAAAUGGUUAUUCAAGAGUCAAUGCUCGGAAUGGGCGAAUUCGAUGUUCCGAAACCGAAGUCUCUUUUACUAAUUGGACCCCUAAAUAGCGGAAAGAGGUUGUUGUGCCAAAUCAUUGCAUCAGAAUUAAAUGCAGUUUUUAUGAACUUGAGUCCCGAGAAGACCUACAAAUAUGCCAAUGACUUGAAAUAUUUCCUACAUGUUAUCCUAAAAGUGGCUAAGGCCUUUCAGCCCACCAUAAUGUACGUCGAAGAAGCUCAUAGACUGUUCUGGAAAAAGAUUCCACCUGAGGCAGUAGAGAUAAACCCCCGACUUUUGGGUACCUCAAUAUCUAGCAAGAUCUUGAAACCACUAAAGAAAAAUGACAAAAUUGUACUCGUCGGCACGAGUAACAUGCCCUGGGCGGCCAAUGGAGGCAUCAAGAGAGCGUUUCAAAAAGUCCUGCUUAUACCAAAGUGCGAUUACGGAACUAGCUUCCUGCUGUGGCUAGAAAUGAUGACCGAGAACGCCCCAGAUGAUAUGAAGGAGUACGCCUACUCCGCACUGGCACGAGUAAUGCAGGCGUACAACUCUGGCGACAUUGCUGAUAAUGUAAAGCAGACCUUGAGCAUCGACCGUAAAAUGCGACUUAAGAAUGAGGCAUUGGAUCCAAACGAGUUCCUGGAAUAUUUCCUCAGCAAGAAUGAACCUCCAAUUUUGCCUCCAGAGGAGAAGCUAAUGGAAAAGUUCAAUAAAUGGUUCGGCAGCUCAAACAAGCUUCAAAAACUGAGAAAAAAGUAUAUGGCUCAAAAGUUGGCCAAGGCAAGCAAGAAGAAAUAAAUAAAUUAGUUUAAAGCAAGAUAA
Messenger RNA from Drosophila santomea, 2694 nucleotides. RefSeq names its product dynein regulatory complex protein 11. The record is from RefSeq and is a predicted model, not a curated record. Gene Ontology annotation, molecular function: ATP hydrolysis activity; protein binding; ATP binding. NCBI's taxonomy places the organism in Eukaryota, Metazoa, Arthropoda, Insecta, Diptera, Drosophilidae. Bases 52 to 2670 code for a protein of 872 amino acids. The transcript is spliced from 8 exons.